This is a messenger RNA of Suillus subalutaceus, 792 nucleotides long. RefSeq lists its product as uncharacterized. The record is from RefSeq and is a predicted model, not a curated record. The transcript is spliced from 5 exons. Bases 1 to 792 code for a protein of 263 amino acids. NCBI's taxonomy places the organism in Eukaryota, Fungi, Basidiomycota, Agaricomycetes, Boletales, Suillaceae.
AUGGCAGAUUCAAUUAACGUCGAGAGCAGGUCUGUAUCUCGGGGACGUGAAUCACUUCAAUCCUCGGGUGGAGACGGUAUAGGUAACAUUCGAUCCUCUUCAAUCUCAAGUGAUCCUCGUCCCGUCGAUGGUCCUGAUUCAGCUCGUGGGCGGGAGCAAGCUGUGCACCCUGACAGGAUGCAUAUGUUCUCGGUGGGUAGGGGUGGAGCGGGUAAUAUGCGCUCCCCUUCUCAGGACUUGGUAAGAGACCACUCCCAGACCGUAACUAUCCUUAACGAGCAUGCUGCGGUUCAGGCAGAAUAUGAACAACAGGUCAAGAAGCACCACGCUGAAUCCAAUUCGAUUCUUUCUUCUGGAAGAGGCGGUCUUGGUAACAUAUCAAGCUCCCGCUCUCGUUCUCGUGGUCCAUUAGUGCAUUCCACGGGACGAGGCGGGGUAGGCAACAUUCAACAUGGAGCUGUUCCCAGCAUCGACAGUAUGGACGAAGAGGAAAGAAAGAAGCAUGCUCUUGCUCAUGCUCAAGCGAUACACUCGACUGGCAGAGGCGGAGCUGCAAACCUUACCAAUGUGCACUCGCCUGAUAUUGAACGUGUAGUCCAUCAUCACGCUGAAUUUGAGUCUACUGGGCGCGGUGGGGCUGGCAACAUACGCUCCCGCUCCGCGUCGCGCGACCCAAGUGGACGGACACCUUCCCGCGAUGCCAAAGAGAAACAUGGAAUUGCUGCUCUGUGGAACAAGGUAUCCCACCCCUCCAGCCAUGGCUCCAGGGAUCCCGAGUCCCGGGAAGAAUGA